UUUAAACUAUGUGCGAAAAUAUGAUUAAUUAAUUGAAAAUAUUAAACUAUAUACAUAUCUCAGUCUUGGACACUGAUGAUAGGGAAGAGGCACAAAUAGAGAUGAUUUCUCAGUAGAACGAGUCAUAACUCAUACAAGGGGCCGACGGUCUAUUUCCCCACGAGAAGUAUUGUAUCGAACCAGAUAGAUCUCGUUCUUUACCCUCGGUCUAUUUGUCCCCGAAAUAAAAUUUCGAAAGCUAUAUUCCCCCGAUCCAAAGUUCGAAAGCUAUAUCUCCCCAAUUCUGGAUUAUAUUGGUUUACCGUCUAAACUUGAGACCAAACCAGAUAUGUCCCGAAUGUAAACCAGAUGUUGAACCAGUUUGAUGCACAAACUUAGAUUAAACCAAACCCGACCCGAUUUCGACCCGUUUAUCUUCGAUUUCACUAUCCAUUAUCCCCAAAAUCCCUAAAACUAAAAAUCCCCAAAUUUGCGAAGAACCCUAGAUCGAAACCCAAUUCUUUGCUUAGAUUUCUUUGGGAAAACAGCUUCAAUGGCGAUUGUCCUUUCAGAUGCUGACUUUGGAGGAGAUUUCGAUGAAGAAGCACAUGACAGAGAUGAAUUUCACAUCGACCAGUUGGUGAAUGAGUUCGUCGAUGAACCACCAGUCCGCCAUGAUGUGUAUCCGGAGAGUGAUACCGAUGAAAACGGUGACGGUACAGAGCCAGUUCAUACACAUAUCAGGCGCGGUGAUGGGCAUUUGUACGAUAAGCAGACAUUCUUCAGUGGAGUUGCUUUCAAAGAAGCAGUGACGGACUAUGUUCUCAGAACUGGAAACAAUCUGAAGCAAUACAGGUAUGAUAAAGAUAAAAUUGGCUUUAUGUGUGUUGGUUGUAAUGGAGAUGAUGGUUCACGGUGUGAGUGGAAGGUGUAUGCCGCAAUUCUGCCAAGUGAUAAGAUGUGGAGGAUUGGAAAGUUUAAUGAUAAGCAUAGUUGUAUCCCUAAUGGAGAAUGUGAGAUGUUCAAGGUUCCACAUAUAGCUAGGUUGUUUCUUGAUAAGAUUAGAGAUAAUCCUGAGUACUUCAUGCCAAUGAAAAUGGAAGAAAUCAUAAAGGAAAGGUGGAAGAUUAGUGUCACUAGGCAUCAAUGUCAGGCCGCUAGAAAGAAGGCACUAAUUUGGAUUGAUAAGGAGUAUGAUGAACAGUUUGCUAGAUUAAGAGAUUAUGCUGCUGAGAUAUUAGAAUCUAACAAGGAUUCACAUGUAGAGGUUGAAUGUGUGACGACUGAUGAUGGGAAAGACAUGUUCAAUAGGUUCUAUGUUUGUUUUGACAACAUAAGAAGAACAUGGAAAGAGACUUGUAGGCCUCUAAUAGGAAUUGAUGGUUGCUUCCUAAAGAAUAAGGUGAAGGGACAGCUUUUGGUAGCUUUAGGUAGGGAUGCAAACAAUGGUAUUUAUCCAAUAGCAUGGGGGUGGUUAAAGUUGAAAACACAGACAAUUGGGUUUGGUUUAUGAAGUUGCUAAAGACUGACCUUGGAUUGAAUGAUGGUGAUGGCUUUAUACUGAUUUCUG
Molecule: messenger RNA, 1549 nt
Organism: Camelina sativa (false flax)
Lineage: Eukaryota; Viridiplantae; Streptophyta; Magnoliopsida; Brassicales; Brassicaceae
Source: RefSeq, a predicted model, not a curated record